Carassius carassius (crucian carp) is the source of this 1699-nucleotide messenger RNA. Its product is annotated as biglycan-like. The coding region runs from base 214 to 1329 and encodes 371 amino acids. NCBI's taxonomy places the organism in Eukaryota, Metazoa, Chordata, Actinopteri, Cypriniformes, Cyprinidae. The record is from RefSeq and is a predicted model, not a curated record. Gene Ontology annotation, molecular function: protein binding. The transcript is spliced from 8 exons.
ACCAGUCCAGCUCUCCGCCUCACUGACAGAUACAGGCUUGAUGACCCAAGCUUAGCGUUAAAACUAGAAGACCAAGUUACGCCGAAGAGAAAAUAUAUUUGCUUUAAAGCCCAAAUAACAAACACAAAACACAAGGUAAAUACGGGCGCAGGGGCUGUGGACAUAUUGCAGCCCAAAUUAAGGUCCGUGUGUGUAAGUCUCUGUCUCUCUGCAAUGUUCUCCUGCCGCUCUCGCCUGCUUCUGCUGCUCAGUAUCUGCAGCCUGACUGCUCCCUCACUGGCUCUGCCCUUUGAGCAGAGAGGAUUCUGGGACUUUGCUUUGGAUGGAGAAGUGGGAGAUCUGACAACGGUGAUGAUGAGAGAUGAAGAGGGUUCAGCUGUAGAGGAGCUGCCACCAGAUGUGUUCUCAUGCCCCUUUGGUUGCCAUUGUCAGCUCAAUGUGGUGCAGUGCUCAGACCUAAGUUUGACUGCAGUGCCCAAGGAAAUUCCCAGAGACACCAAACUCCUGGACCUACAGAACAACCGCAUCACAGAACUGAAGGAGAAUGACUUCAAAGGACUUACAGACCUCUAUGCUCUGUCACUGGUCAACAACAAGAUCUCCAAAGUCCACCCGCGAGCCUUCGCACCCCUCCUACGCUUAAAAAAGCUUUAUUUUUCCCGUAACCUCCUGACGGUGAUGCCCAAGAACCUUCCCCCAUCCCUGGUGGAGCUGCGCAUUCAUGACAACCAUAUUAAGAAGGUUGCAGAAGGAACGUUCUCUGGUCUGGGCAGCAUGAACUGCAUUGAGAUGGGCGGAAACCCUAUUCAGAACAGCGGCUUUGAGCCUGGCGCUUUUAAAGGCCUGAAACUCAACUACCUGCGCAUCUCUGAGUCCAAACUAACUGGAAUUCCAAAAGACCUCCCUGACAGCCUUCAUGAGCUCCACUUGGACAAUAACCAGAUCCAAGCUAUUCAACUGGAGGACCUGAGCCGCUAUAAACACCUGUACAGAUUGGGCCUGGGUUUCAACCACAUCCGGAUGAUUGAGAAUGGCAGCCUAUCAUAUGUACCUAAUCUCAGGGAGCUGCAUCUGGAAAACAACCGGCUGAACCGCAUCCCCAUGGGUCUGCCAGACAUGAAGUACCUGCAGGUGGUCUACCUUCAUUCCAACAACAUAAAUCGAGUGGAUGUUAAUGACUUCUGCCCUCGAGGUUUCGGCAUGAAGAGGAGCUUCUAUAAUGGCAUUAGCCUCUAUGGCAACCCGGUUAACUACUGGGAGGUGCAGCCUGCCACCUUUCGCUGCAUUGGUGACCGAUUGGCCAUUCAUUUCGGAAACUAUAAGAAAUAGAGAAUGGAUGAAAAGAGAGAUUUGUGGACAAAUACCAAUGCUGGAAUUGAAACAGAACAGAAAAACUUGGAGAAAGUGGGCCAAAAUGGUGUUAACAAACAAUGUUUGCAAAUCAUUCUUAUUAUGUAUCUUUGGAUGUAUUUGUUAAUGAUGUCUAAAGUUCACACCAAGGAUGCCAACAAUAAUGAUAAAGAUAUCGUUUUAAAAAUUAAAUGACAUUUUAAGAAUAAAAUCAAAAGAAUAGUACAGUCCAAACCACAACAGUAACGGAUUGAUAACAGUCAAUCAGAAUCAACAUUAUAAAGAGAUCAAGCAUUUAAAGGGGCAGACAACGAAACUGCAGAAUGCUUUUAAAGGAACACUCCACUUU